UUUUAGACUUGUUUACGUUCUUGGAUUUCACAUCUUUAAUUCUGUGGCGGGAAUCCAGCUCCUCUGACGUCGUGUCUACGUCACAGAAGUAACUACGUCUCCACUAACUAACUUUAACUCUAACUAGUCCCGGCGGCUCCUGGUGACCUGUCCCGGUGCCCGCCGCUCUCCGCCCGGAGCUCCGUGCUCCUCCGUGCUCCUCCAGGAGGGGGACAGGAAGGGCUGAGGGCCGGGGAGCAGAGGGCGGGGGACGGUUCAUUUAUUCUUCUUUAAACCGUCUAAACUCAGCGGUCGGUCCCGCUCUGUGGACCCGGAGGACGAGAGGGAGCCGCGGGGGGAAGGACAGCGACAUGUCGGCGAGCUCCGGAGCCGCGAGGACGUGACUGGAAGAGCUUUCGAUGGAGGGAGAGAAAGAGACGGCUGAAGAGAAGGAGGAGGAGGAGGAGGAGGAGAAGCAGCUUCAUCCUCACGUGGCAGUGGCGUCUCCUGUGGACUACCAGGACCUUCCCAUCAUCCACUGGGAGGACCUGAGCCAGCGGAUCGCUGAGUUGGAGAAACAGGAGCAGGAGAGGAGGGAGAGGUCAAAGAGGGGAACAGGGGUGAGGAAGGAGGAGAGUCAGGGGGGAGUGUGGAGAGACGUCUGGGAGGAAGAGGAGGGAGACUUGAGAAGGUGUAGAGUGGCUGUCGUCACGUCACGGUUCCUCAACCACAGGAACCUGCAGCUUUGCUUCAUCAACAGCAGCGACAGUGAAGACGAGGACGAUGGAAGCAACCAAAAGGUUGCCAUGGGAACAGAGCGCAAUGGGCUGAAACAGGAAGUGGCCACCGCUCUGAGGACGCUGAGAGAUGAACUGCUGGCGGAACAGAAGGAGAAGCAGCAUCUGGCCGGCAGCAGCACUGUUGCCAGGCGUAAACAUCUGGAGCGUUGGGAGCUGGAUGAGUGUUCAGUGCAGCAGCUCAGCAGCUCGAGAGCGUCACUUCAACAGGAAGUGCACGCUCUGAGCUCGGAGCUGGUCGCUCACCUGCUGGUACGAGACCAGCUGAGGACGAAGCAGGACGCCAUGCUGCUGGACGUCCAGGACCUGACCUAACACCACACAUGUCCACACGUUUCCACCACAUCUACAUGUGACCACGCCGGGACGAGGUCGGCCGGCUCGUCCACGUUGGCACAGGAGUCGUUUACCUUUAACCAGCUAAUUCAAACGGACAAAUCACCAGCAUCAUGGAAGACAAGACGGAGACACGAGCGGACGGUCGAGUUGAAGAGAAGAACUCUUCGGAAAGCUCCGGCAUGUCUACGAACUAACUCACUAACAGCGGUGGUGGUUUGACGGGAUGAGUCGUACGAGGUCGGAGCUGAACGACGCCUGAACGACCACAAACACGUGUUUCUCCUGAACCUCGUGUAAUUCACUUUGAAUCGUUUAUGAUGGAGACAAAACUUCAAAUGUUUCGGAAUCAGCACAUUUUCGAACAUUUUCGAACACAACUUGGAUUGUGCCUUACGACACCAGGACAUGAUUUGAAACCGACUCCGAUUUAAAAAGAAUCGAAAUGAGACAAACAAGUGAUUUCACUUCAAUAAGAAAUAGAACAAUAAGAGAUGAAGUGUUUCGUGUCGAUUCCAGUUUAAACAUCGGUUUUUGUCUUGAACUUAAAUGUCAUUUUUCUCAGGUAGUUAAAAUCCGUCAGAACGUUCGUCAUCAGUUUGAUGAAAAACUUUAACAUCCAGAGUAUUUUUAUAUUUGAGGGAAAAAAACUCAAUGAAAAGUCUUUGGGAUCAAAUUUUAUUCAAAAAUCCUCCAGAUGUUUGUGUCACUUUUGACUUUGUCUAGAAUCUUUUUGACAAACAUGUGGUUUCUAUUGAAGUUGUAUUGUGUAUUUGUCUUCUUUAGUCGAACCUGUGGAUAUAAAAAGGGAACAAACAGCUUCUGUAGCAAGAAAACAGAGAAAACUGAUCCUCUAUAUUUUGGUUGUUUUCCUGAAAUCAAAAUCUGAAUUUCAGCCAAAUGUCGAUAUAUGAAGCGUAGAUGAUGACAAAUUUAAAAUAGUUUGUAUUUGAUUUCAAGAACAAAUGUAGUUCAAAUUUAUAACAGUAAUUAUUAUAUAACAGAACAAAUCCUUUCUGUGUCAUUUCUCUUGAAAUGAAAACACUUCAGGUACAAGCAGCAGUGACUGUUUACUCCUAAAGGGAAUAAUCCACUUAAAUAACAAGUUUUCUGUGUUUUCUUCUCUGAACCUUUUUGAAGUUAUAUUUUUAUUGAACUGUAUAAGAAUAUUUACAUGGUUUAAACUGUGGCUUUUAUAAAACACCACUGGUGACGUCCUCCUUAAUCAGAAAGAAAUGAUUUAUCCAUACUGAUCAUUUUCUUUCAUUGAUCUGAAUGUCGUAAUAUUGUGUCUGUCAACUUUUUUAUUUCCAUAAGUGUAAAUAUUUAAAGUCACUGAAACGUCAUUAUAAUUCAAUAUGUCACCAUGGUAACACAGUGAAGAAUAAAGUGCAAAGUCAAAAUAUUAAAUUAUAAAGUAAACAGGUUGUUUUAAAAUGUAAAUGAAUUAAUUUCAAUAGUAUUUGUGAAUGUAAACAUUAAUUCUGAAAUAUAUUUUAAGGCAAAGACGA
This is a messenger RNA of Hippoglossus stenolepis (Pacific halibut), 2623 nucleotides long. Its product is annotated as schwannomin-interacting protein 1. Gene Ontology annotation, cellular component: plasma membrane; cell junction. The record is from RefSeq and is a predicted model, not a curated record. Bases 399 to 1091 code for a protein of 230 amino acids. Gene Ontology annotation, biological process: positive regulation of hippo signaling. NCBI's taxonomy places the organism in Eukaryota, Metazoa, Chordata, Actinopteri, Pleuronectiformes, Pleuronectidae. The transcript has 7 exons.